AUGAAGUCACCAUUUUAUAUUAUUGCUGUGCUUCUUCCCCUAGCUACGGAGUUAGCCCUUGCAACGCCGGUUGCGGACCCGAAUUCCGAUUCCCUCGAGGAGAGAAACAAAGGUAAUGACAAGGGCUACAAAAAUCAUCAUGAAUACGAUGACCACCAUGGAUACGGUGACCAGAACGUUUGUGAGGUCAAAUACCCUUACCCAUACUACAAGUAUCCUUGCAACUCAAGCCCCACCAACGGCACGUCUAUCCUGGGUGCUACUUUCACCUCCUUUUGCAAGUAUCAAAAUGGCGAUUCUGGAAUCUGGUACAGUGCGCCAAGAGGCUGGGUUAAGGAAGGAGAUAAGCCUCGAAGCGGGCGCAUCAAACCCAUGCCCUGUGUGAGUUCACAUUUGCGAGCUUCGCUCGUAAAGAGGGAUAGCGAGGGAAUCUCGUUGGCGAUUAUGAAAAAGUUUAUGUUGACUACUAUGCUUGCUUUCUUCUCACCUGUCGUUUCUUUUCUUCUCACUUGUUCUUUCUUUCUUCACUCUUGUUGCUUGUACUUCACCAAUCAUAAGGAAAAAUAUCAGAAAAUCCUGAUUACUUCAGGGGAAACGAAGUCCAACCAACCGAUUAAUUUAAAACGCCCGUUAGAUGAAUUCCUACUCGUGGGCAAAUUCUCCUAG
Messenger RNA from Penicillium samsonianum, 666 nucleotides. RefSeq lists its product as uncharacterized. The transcript is spliced from 3 exons. Bases 1 to 666 code for a protein of 221 amino acids. The record is from RefSeq and is a predicted model, not a curated record. Lineage: Eukaryota; Fungi; Ascomycota; Eurotiomycetes; Eurotiales; Aspergillaceae.